Molecule: messenger RNA, 1290 nt
Organism: Dothidotthia symphoricarpi CBS 119687
Lineage: Eukaryota; Fungi; Ascomycota; Dothideomycetes; Pleosporales; Dothidotthiaceae
Exons: 1
Coding region: 334-939 (201 amino acids)
Molecular function (GO): protein binding
Source: RefSeq, a predicted model, not a curated record
CAACUACCUACAGAGAGUCACCGAAGAGUUGCGUCACCAUCUCUGCAAGUGGGUACCUUCCCCGCUCCACGUGUAGCUGUGAUGCCUGUGGGUUUGCUGCAUUUUGGAGCUAGGGAGAACGCAGCCUACUUCCGGCUUUCACGUUGAACCGAGAAGAGGGUGCGACCAUGGGUCAGGUGAUUAGAGAUAAUCGUCACGUGUGUUUGACAAGUGUCCACAUCUCGGGCUUCCACAUCGCAUCGCAUCACCAAGUCCUACACAUUCCCUCUAGGCACAGCUCCCGGUUCACGUCCAGACCCCCGCCGUUCCAACAUCCGACAAGACUCGCCCGUCAUGGAGUCUCCCGACGUCUUCACGCUCCUCCCGCUCGAAAUGGACCCUUCCACAAAAGCCGUCGCGGCAACAAGUGACUUAGGCAACGCACUGGUCGCCGAGCUCGACGCCCUAAACACUCUGCACCGCGGCCUCCUGAGCGUCGAAACACCGACGGGCACGCCUCCGCCACCAGUCCCCGUCAACCCCAAGCGCUCCGCCCAGAUUGGCAAGCUGCGCGAGUCCGGUAACGCCGAGUUCCGCAAAGGCAGCCCCGCCCAGGCCGUCAAGCUCUACACCCUCGCUAUCGACAUGGCCCUAGGUCGCCCACACUGGGAACCUUCGGGCCUUGUGAGGGAGGAGCUGUCGAGUCUGCUGAGCAACCGCGCGCAGGCGAGCAUGGCACAGCAGCUCUGGGCCGAGGGCGCCGUCGAUGCCGAGGCGAGCGUCGAGAUGAAGAAGGUGGGUAAUGCCAAGGGCUGGUGGAGGAGGGGAAAGUGUCUGCUUGAGAUGGGGAGGCUAGACGAAGCGGACCAUUGGGUCAAACAGGGCCUGGAGUUUGAGGCUACAGAACAAGACUUGGUACAGUUGAAAGACGAGAUUGAAAGGAGGAAGAACGCAGCAUGAGCUUUGUACACGCAAGUUUGAGGAUAAAGGCUAGUUUAUGGGGUAUUCAUUGAGCGUGUGCAUUGCAAGGCGUCUGGCGUAUGUAGCAUCCUUGGCCAUGGACUACAUUUUUGGUAGAGGGUAUCUUCACCCAGACACAUUCCAUAGGUUGGUGGACCUAGGGCAGCUCUAUUUUCCAAAUCUGAUCCAUAGCACGCUGCCGACUAGCCUGUCUUGGAGCCUUCUUCUCGGUCAAUCGAAGUACUAGGAACCAAGGUGCAACGAAAUCAUACAACAGCUUGACAACUACUACUAAGUCUAGCGUGGGAAUCUUGCGCCAACAUUCCUUGCAAUAUGGGUUGUGCGUGCACU